Molecule: messenger RNA, 10700 nt
Organism: Menidia menidia (Atlantic silverside)
Lineage: Eukaryota; Metazoa; Chordata; Actinopteri; Atheriniformes; Atherinopsidae
Source: the annotation of a GenBank genome assembly
AUGCCUGUGUGCAUCCUCUUUGUGGAGUGUCUGUGUGCGGAUAGGGGCCGGACAGUGGAGAGCGCGUCUUGGAUCUCUUGUUUUGACGAGUACCCUCUCUUCCCUCCUGAGGCCUCCAUGGUGCUGGACACGCUUCUGCGUUUUGGGAAGCAGUUGCUACGGGUGAAGGUGGUAAACUGUGACUCCGAGGAGUCCCGUCUGUCGCGAUGUCUCAACACGUUCGACCUGGUGGCCCUGGGCGUGGGCAGCACGCUGGGCGCUGGCGUUUAUGUGCUUGCCGGCGCCGUUGCACGAGACAACUCAGGUCCUGCGAUCGUUCUGUCUUUCCUGAUCGCAGCCUUGGCCUCAGUGUUGGCUGGUCUCUGUUAUGCUGAGUUCGGAGCCCGUGUCCCAAAGACAGGCUCAGCGUAUCUUUACUCUUAUGUGACGGUGGGAGAGCUGUGGGCCUUCAUCACUGGAUGGAAUCUCAUCCUCUCCUACAUCAUUGGUACAUCUAGUGUGGCCCGUGCAUGGAGUGCCACCUUUGAUGAGUUGGUAGGAAAGCGCAUAGAGCAGUUCUGCAGAGAGUACAUGUCUAUGAAAGCUCCAGGCAUAUUGGCAGAGUACCCCGACAUGUUUGCUGUUCUCAUCAUAUUCACCCUUACAGGUCUUCUUGCAUUUGGAGUGAAAGAGUCAGCAAUGGUGAAUAAGGUUUUUACAUGUGUCAACGUGCUGGUCCUGUUGUUCAUGGUGGUCUCUGGCCUGGUCAAAGGCACAAUGAAAAACUGGCAGCUAGACCCUGAGGAAAUCCUACAUGCAAAUUAUUCAAAUAGCUCCAGUCACAAUCUGACUGACACUCUGCCAACCAAGGAGAGCGUAGGAGCGGGGGGCUUCAUGCCAUUUGGUUUCACGGGUGUCCUCUCAGGAGCAGCCACAUGUUUCUAUGCCUUUGUAGGAUUUGACUGCAUCGCCACGACAGGUGAGGAGGUGAAGAACCCCCAGAGAGCCAUCCCCAUCGGCAUCGUUUCCUCUCUGCUGAUCUGCUUUGUCGCUUACUUUGGUGUUUCUGCUGCCCUCACCCUCAUGAUGCCAUACUAUCUCCUGGACAGCAACAGCCCUCUGCCUGUAGCUUUCAAUUAUGUGGGCUGGGGAGGAGCCAAAUAUGCUGUAGCUGUAGGCUCCCUUUGUGCUCUGUCUACCAGUCUGUUGGGCUCCAUGUUCCCCCUUCCCCGUAUCAUCUUUGCCAUGGCACGGGAUGGGCUGCUCUUCUCCUUCCUGGCCCAGGUCAGCGAGAGGAAAGCUCCUAUAACGUCCACUUUUGCUGCUGGGGUGAUGUCCGCAAUCAUGGCAUUUCUGUUUGAACUGAAGGACCUGGUGGACCUGAUGUCCAUAGGUACCCUGCUGGCCUACACGUUAGUGGCUGCCUGUGUGCUGGUGCUCAGGUACCAGCCAGAGCAGCCCGCCUCGGUAUACCAGAUGGCCAAUAACCAAGAUGACGCAGACAUGAGUGAUGGCCUGAGUGUCCCGAGCAUGGACUUCCUGCCUGGUGUGGAGGAGAGGUUCAGCUUCCAGACUCUGCUGUUUCCCAGCAACACUGAACCAUCCACGCUGUCAGGUUUCAUUGUCAACGUCUGUACUUCCAUCAUGGGAAUACUGAUCCUGGCCUUCAGUAUACUGGCAGUGCAGGGAGGCAUAGUUGCGUGGAACAUGAUAACCCUAACCGUCAUCUUCAUGGUGUGUCUCCUCCUUGUUUUCGUCGUCUGGAGGCAGCCUGAGAGCAAGACAAAACUCUCCUUCAAGGUUCCCUUGCUGCCUUUUCUUCCAGUGAUCAGCAUGUUUGUCAAUGUCUACCUGAUGAUGCAGCUGGACAGAGGCACUUGGAUUCGGUUUUCCAUCUGGAUGGCAAUAGGCUUAGUGAUUUACUUCUUGUAUGGCAUCCACCACAGCGCUGAGGCAGCUACGACGCACUCAACUGUAGAGACAGAGAUGAACGGCUUCAAGUUUGACCGCGAAUUAGAGGCCAUGUCAACAGAAAAAGAAGCCUUUCUCCGCAAUGGCAUCGAUGCCAGGGAAGAUAAUGAUGAAGAUUUUGUUUCACAGCAGCAGAGGGCGCAAACGUGCAAAGAAAGGAACUCAGAGCAAGCGUCUGAGCAGAAGGAAGCUCUGCCAGGUGUCGGCUGCAGCAUCAGCACCACUCCUCCCUCCUCCUCCUCCUCCUCCUCCUCCUGUCUGCAGUACCUCUCUCCUGGCAUCGUUGCUUCCAGCCAGAGAGAGAAAUCAGAGCGCGGGGAGGGAGCCGAGCCAUGCGUCCGUGUUGCCUUGUGCAACUCCAGUGUUUUUGGGCGAGUUUCUUCAGUGAAUCAGCAGCUCGGAAAAACCUGGAAAUUAAAAAACGUCAAGCAAAGACAGCUUCAACCUUCUGAAAUCAAGAUAAGUUGGGACCUGAAGUGAAAAAAGAUUCAGUGAGAUGUUAUUUCAUCCCUGGAUUAUUCAACAGAAACCUUUGUCUAACGUUUUUUGAAGAGGAAUAACAAAGAGGAAAGCCACUUUUUUCUAACUACACAAAUGGCCUCGUCAGCUGAAUAUGCCUAAAACAUAAAAAAGUCAAACAUGAGUGUUCCAACUAGUUUCCAAGGACUAAGGGUCAAUGUUGAUAGAGAGGAGAAGAUUGGAAGUAAAACCAAGAUCCCAUUCAUCCCCUCCAGUGAUAAUAAUGCUAAUCAGUUCACUUCUACAAUUCAUCAAGAAGGAAGAAGCCUCACUGAGGACACAGGAUACAGUGCAAGCUCAAUUCCUCCCCUGGUUUCUCAGAAUGAAUCUCCAGACAAGUUGGUGAUUUGGGGUUCUGAGCAGCAAUGUAUGGAGCCUGAGCUAAGAGAGUUUGAGCUUUUAGAAUGUCAGGAGAUACAUACAUUCUUAGGAAAUAGGAGUCAGGCGGAAGAUGAGGAUGAUGAUGAUGAUGGAGGGAGUAUUAGGGAUGGAAAAUAUGAGGGUCCCAUGUCCAUAUCCUCGAGUUCAACAGCCAGUUCCACUUCAGUCGGUGUGAAGAGAAAUGACAAUGACAGCAACAAAGUCGAAGGCAGAAUUGAGAGGGGCAAAGCGAAGAGGAUUGCCUGUCACAGCACUGAAGACUUGGACACAUGUGUCAGUGCUUCAGUCGAGAAAAGGGAUAACAGGUCAGGCAGGGAUAGAUUUAAAGGAGGUCUGAAGGAGUCCAAAUCUGAGACAAAUGUGUUUGUCUCCAGUCUAUUGGCUGUUUCCCUCAGUGGAAGCCUGUCUAGUGCCCUGGAUUCUAGUGGAGAAGUCUCUCCCGUUUCUUUGUCCGGCUCAAAGAUCAGUACUUGUCCCAACACCAACAACACUACCUCAGCCCAGUCCAGCAGAAGUGCAGCCCCAGUAGAUGCCAGUCAACACUCCCCACCAAUGUACUCUCAAGUGGAACAUGGCAGUCCUCCAUACUGCAGCCAUGAUCAGAAACUAGAGAGGACUUAUCAAGGAUAUAACCAGUCCUCUGAUGGUGUCCUUGGCCAAAGGAGAAAGGCUGGAUUUGAGGAAAGAGUCCUGCCACCUCGACGGCAACAGCUUGUCAGGCCCCUUUGCCAGACAGAGAUAGGGAGAGAGAAAAAGCAAAGUGAGAAUGUGCUGCCUUCCUCUCUAAAUCUAUCUCCUGAGUCACAAAGGAAUGGAUCCAUCCGAAAGUUCACAAAAUCAUCUUUACGAGAACCAUCAAGUUUUUCCCACCUGUAUCACUCAACUGGAGUCUCCCAGGUGACACUGCCCAACCAGGCAUCCCAACAAGAGGUUCCACUUGUGGAAAAACAGCCAAUUACAGAUACACAGCAAAGAUCUGGUCCUACAAAUUCUUCUUCUGUGGAGAAGGGGCCACAGACUCAGCUCACGUACCGAAGGAAUUGCUCCAGCCCCAACAGGAUUGGGGUUGAAUCCAAGUCAUGUACUCCUCCCCACUCCCCUCUCAGGACACCCCAGGGCUCACCACGCAGGCAACCCUCUAUGUUCCUCCUUUCCAGAAAUGUCUCUGGAGUGAACAGGCAUAUCCCAUCAGGGUGUAACCCCGCUGUACUGACGUCUGCUCAGGGUUACGGCAACAGUUGCUUGAGAGCAACCGUCAAAACUAAUAUAAGCACAAGUGGAAUCCCUAAAGCGCCUCUUAACAACCAGCAGAGCUCCCCAAACUCACAUCCUAAAGAAGGUUCUCCAUCGCCUAAACUUAAACCUAAAGGAGUUCGCCCCAAAAUCAUUACCUAUGUCCGCAAGAAUCCCCAAUUUAAGCCCCAGGCUGCUGAUGGACCUUAUCAGGUAUCUUCUCUGCCAUCCAGGCUUUCAACAUACACCCACAGCCAAACACCUACUUCUAGCAAAGAUGCCUCAAAAGAUCCCUCCAAGCCCGAUGCAGAGGCCCGAGGAGCUCCAUUGCUCAGUGCCUCCAAUCUGCUUUAUGACAAAUACCGCCAAGAGAUGCAGACAAACAUUUUUUCACCGAGCCUGCACAGCAGGAACAUAAGAGCUCCUGUACACACAAACACAGUCCCCUCUGCAUAUGCACACAGCCACACAGCUCCCCCAAAACUAGGCAGCAAAGCAGACAACUUCUACAGGGCACCAACAGAGGUGGGAAGAUCUCUCAGUUUGAAAGGUAGCUCUGCUGAAGAUGCACUGCAGAGCCGGACAGCUCCGCAGGCCGGAGGAAGUGGCAGUCUGCUGCGCUCUAGCAGAGGUCUGCGUCUGGGCCUGGGAGCUGUCACCAGGACAGCUGCAGGCACUGCCAAGAGCAAAGGUCCCGGUCAAGGACAGAGGUCAGUCCUGGUCUUCAGCCAGCCUGUACAGCCUGUCAACCCAGCAGUCAGCCAAAAAGGCCAAGAACAUACAGAUGACCAGGUUGUCAGUCAUGAUCCUGCUCCUUCAACAGAACCAGCUCAGGCUCCAUCCACAGCCUCCAGGUCUCUGCUUCCCAAGGCCAGUCCGUCUGGCCUGCGGCCCCCAGGCUUCAGCUCCAGCCGUCUGCCCGCAGCCCGCCUGGCAGCAUUUGGUUUUGUCAGGAGCUCCAGCGUGUCCUCAGUGCACUCCGCUGACAGCACACAGAGUGACCCCUGCAGGACUGCACAUCGUCUGAGUGUGAGUGAGGACCCUCCUAUUCACAGAGUGACCACUGGCCAGUCGGCAGAUUCUCAGAGGGGGGCACCAUGUCGGAGCCACAGCCUCCAGCCUCCCUCCACCCCAGCCCUGCCCCGCCGAUACCUGCCCCCCCAGCCACGAAGCUCUCCAGGAGUUGGCAGAAAGGAGUUUCAGCGCAGUUCAGAGGUUACUCGAUCCCUCCCAUCUUCUCCAAAGAGACUGGCAGUGGUUCCUCCUAAGCCUCAGUCCCCAGUCCAGGCUGGGCAGAAGCACACAUCAGCAGUGCGAGGUUCGGCCCCCUCUGGGUCUCCUCGCCGUGUGGCGCCCCUGAGGCUGCAGCAAGAACAGCAGGAGAGCUUGCAGAGAGAGAAAGAGGAGGCUCAACAGAAAGAGAGAGAAAGGCAAGCAGAGGAAAAGCAAAAAGAAAAGGAAAGGCAGGAGGUCCAGAAGCUGGAGGGACACUGUGAACAGCAGGAGAGGCAGCUGAAAGCUCUGAGAAAUGAGCUGAAAAAGACAUCUAUGGGCCUGGAGGCUUUCAUAAUCAUGACUCAGCAUUAUUGUCUGAAGAAUGAGAAUGCCGAAGAAAGUCAAAUGCAACUGCUCCAGGAAAUUCAAGAGAUCAGAGAAGAGAUGGCAUCUAGCUCAUUGCGCUGGGAGAAGCUCCAGUGGGACAAAACUGCCCUGGAGGGGGCGUUUGAGAGAGAGCUGCAGGAGCUCCAGCAGCAGCAGGAGGAAGAGCUGGCUGCUGUUGAGGAAGGACUGAGGAAGUGUCACGUUGCCGAGACAGAGAACCUGAAAGCGGAACAUCGGUCGGAGAUGGAAGAGCUGAGAACUCAGCAGCAGGAGCAGGUGGAGGAGAUGACAGUCAACCACCACGCAGCCAUUCAAGAGCUCAGAGACAUGCAUAACAUCACCAUGGCAACACUACACGAGGAGCACGCCCGUACCAUGAGAGAUAUAAGGAAAGCUCAUGAGCAACAGAAGACUUUUCUGGAGGAGGACUUUGAGAAGCUCAGAAUCUCUCUACAGGAUCAAGUGGACACGCUCACAUUUCAAAACCAGAGUUUAAGGGACAAAGCCAAGCGCUUUGAAGAGGCUUUGAGGAGGAGUACAGAUGAGCAAAUCAUUGAUGCUUUAGCUCCAUACCAACACAUCGAGCAGGACCUGAAGAGCCUGAAGGAGGUGGUUGAAAUGAAGAACCAGCAGAUCCAUCAGCAAGAGAAGAAGAUUUCUGACCUGGAGAAAGUGGCCCAAAAGAACGUGUUCCUCGAGGAGAAGGUCCAGGUUCUGCAGCAGCAGAAUGAAGAUAUGAAAGCUCGUAUUGAAAAGAACCUCGUCUUGUCGAGGCAACUGUCAGAGGAGAAUGCUAAUCUGCAUGAGUCUGUGGAGAAGGAGAGCACUGAGAAGAAGCGCCUGAGCCGGAAUAACGAGGAGCUGCUGUGGCGUCUCCAGACCAGCCCACUGAUGUCCCCCGCCUCCUCCCCGCUGCACCGCUCCUUCUCCUCCUCUCCCGUACCCUCCUCCGCUCUAUUCUCCUCUUCACCUGUGGCCGGGUACGAGUCCCCCACCCACUGCCACGGCUUCCCUCAGCAGCCUCAGUAUUGCUCCCCUUCUCACAGAGCCACCAAUCAAAACCUGUCCCCUGGACCAGCCACGCCCACCCACAGGGCGGCCGCUAAUCACAAUUACUCCCCCGGCCCAGGCACACCCACACACAGGUCCUCUGUCGAUCGCUGUAAUUCAAAUGCUUGUGUCACGUCUUUACAGAGUUAAUCGUGAUUUCUUUUCAGUAUGAAUUGCAAAACAUGUCUCAUAACAAUGCUGUGCCCUCCAGUAAUCACAGGAAUAACUAGACUGACACUGUCAAAGCUCUGGGGUAAAACACUCUUGAACCUCCCAAUACCAUCGCGGUGCCCAUCAUGCAAAACACAGAAAUACGAUGAUAGGAAAUAUUCUGUCUUUGCAUCUUUGCCCCAGAUACACAUUUCUGUUAAUCUAGUAUUUUAGUGUAGACUGUUUAUACUGUGUGUUGAUAGAUGGACCUCAUCUACAUGGGUCUGCAUGAGUGUAUACAAGUAGAACGGUAGAGUUGGGGAGGAGCACACUCUUGCCACCAGAAAUUGAAAGUGGCGUGGUAAAACCACACCGAAUGGUAAAAUAAGCUAUUUUCUGUCAUUUGGAAUAAUUUCUUACUCUCAGUUCUCUUCUGUCAUGAAAAAAAUCCCUAACAAAGCGCCUUAUUAUCGGUCCUGCCACCUCACCAGCAGAGAGCGACCAAUUAUUAUUUAUACUAUUAUUUAUACUGGACUUUAAUCUAGAAUUGGUUUGUAAAGCAAAUCAAAUUUUGUUCCUUAGCCUUCACAAGGUCUACUUAACAUCUUCUAAUUAGUCCUGUGCUGAAACAUGGAACAAACCUCUUUGGAUCCCUAGCCAUUUUUCCUGCUAAAUACAAAGAACUUACUCUUUUAAAACGUUGCCAGGUCUUCCUUCACUAUACAAGCUACUCUUUACUUCUGGGAUCCCUCAGGUCAACAUGCAAAAACUACGUCUGGCAUCUUGAAUUUACCUCAGUGGGAAUGUGGAGUUUAAUGUGUCUCAACAGCAACGACAAAAUCACCCAGAUACCAGGUAGUUCAACGCUAAGGGGAAACCUAGCACAAGAGUCGCUGUUAUAAAUGUUGUGCAUUUCUUUAUAACGUGAUGUUUAUGUGUAAUUGAUUUAUUUACAGUGUUUUGUAAAUUAAGCAGGCAUGUACUGUGGAUGUCUUCCAGUUUAAAUGUGAAACUUACUGCUCUGAUGUACUUAUUAAGCUUGAGGUGCGAGGGGAAAAAAUGGUGUCUGUAACUGAAAAUAUCUCCCAUGGGACACAAGUGGAAUAUGCGACGCAACCCUGGAGAAAGCAGAUAAUCCAAACGUUGCCAGCACACUGGCAGUUAUAUGCAAACAUUUCGCACCCCUGGACAAACUACAUAAUUGAUUCAAAAUGGAAAGAGAUACAGCCCAGCAUCAAAAACUGCCCCAUCUGAAACAAAGUCAGUUGAUGAAAUGAAUAUCUUGUAAAAGUUAGGUACACAGGUUGUGAAUUAUGUAUUUUGUUCAUGGAUGCACAAGCUUUUGCAUAUAACUAUUUAGAGGAUUGUCUAGUGAUAUGUGUUUCUAUAAGCUAUGUAAAAUGUUUUUUAAAAAGCAGGUUUACCUCCCUGUCAUGUAUGCCAUUUGUGUAUUCCUCCCUAAAGCUGUGUUAACCUCUUCAAUUUUUUUUAAUAAUCUGGUUUUGUUUCUCUGACUGAUCUUUUGUACUGUUUGUGUAUACUUCAGCAAGCUACAGAAUUCUAAGUGUGCUAAAAACAAAUAUUUUCAGGGAAUUCUUUUCUAAAUUUUUAUUGAUUAGUAAUACUGAAUUUCUUUGGUUUAGCUCAAUAGAGCAUAAGCACUGUCUAGAAACAUCCCAAAAUAAUUUUUCACUUCUGUAAAAUACACCAGAGAAACCAACAACUGGUAUAUAAAAAUAACUUAUAUUAAUGUAUACAGUAUGUGUCAGCUGCCUCCUGUACUGUACUCUGCUGACUAACUUACUCUCAUGGUCUCUUUCCCCUGACUUACACCACGGUUACUACUACAAUGUAAAGUCUAAGGUUUAAUAAAGUCAUGUAUUGACAGAAUUAAAGCUUUUUAAGAUAUACAUAAAAUAAACUACUGUAAAUAGAGAAUGGCAGAGAGAAAGAAUGAGAGUAAGUCUGUGUUGGCAGUUAAAUUGUGAAUAGGAGCAUGACUUAACAAUAAUGAUGUAUUGUUAUUAGUUAAAUAGAUGCAUGAGAGCGAGUGGGUUGGUGUUAUGGGAUUUCACAAUGGAGGCCUGGAAAAAGUCCAUAAAAUUACAUAGACAGCCCCCUGGUUACCUCUUCUGCAAAUUGAAAUUAACCAGCAACUCUAAUUUGAAUGUUAACAUCCCGGUGAGUCAGGGACAUAUCGAUUAAAACUAUUUUGGGUUCACAACUUUUGAGCCCUAAACUUUUACAUCACCUUGCUCUACCAGCACUUUUCAUGGCCUUGAAAAAGUAUUUUAAAACGCAUCUUUACAUUAACCUUCUACUUAUCUUAUAUGAUGCGUACACAGUUUAAACGCUUUUCAACAAAAGAAUGUCAAGUACAGAGUAGAAUUGUAUCUAAGCUGUCACUGGUUUUGUAUGAACACCAUUGAUAUUUAGAAUGUCUUUGAUCAUUUGUAUGAAAAUACUAAUCAGAAAGUCACAGUUUUUUUCAGAUGUUUCGGAUUAAAGUUCAACCAUAUCCCUAAAUAGUCCCAUAAGCUUUUCCUAAAGGUCACCUCAGGUGCAAAACUACCAUCUGCAAUGAUGCAACUAAACUAUUGUUUACAAACGACAGCGUGAAGUUUUAAAUUUCAUCUUUAAUGAAUACUACACUUUUAAACGGACCACAGUUUCUAAAUACUGAACUGGUAUUGUAAUGACCCUUCAAUGUGUCCUGUGGACAUCUUUGUCUCACUAUGCGCCGAAUGUCUAAAAUGUAACAUGACAGCAUUUUUUUACAAGUCAUUUGUGUGAUUUUGUCUAAUAUUGAACAACCUCUUGUGUGACCACUUUGUAGCAGCCAUUAGGUAUGUAGCAUUUGGUCGAGCCUCCCCGCAGAAUCCAUGUAAUUUUUUGGGAGAUAAAUUCACCCAUGUUGACACUCAAAUCUUGCCGUAGCAAAUGUUUCCAUGGCUUCUAACUUUUGUCUCUAGAAUUUGAAUUUGUGGAGGUAAUCUAUUGAUCCUUUUGAAUUUUGGCCCAGAGACAAGCUUUGUAUGUUCUGGCACUGAUUGUAUGUAUGAAUGUAAAUACAUUUACAACAUGAGGUGUGUCUUAGUGCAUCAACAGAGUAAUAGAAGCAUGUUUUCUCUGCCUUUGCUGUUUCUUGUUCUCCCUUGCUCUUCUUUUACCUCUCUGCAUUUGUGAAGGUUCAAAUGUAACUUUAGUGUAGGAGACUUAGAAGAUGAGGAAGAGAAUAGUUCAUCAAUGUAAUGUAAACACAGUAUGUUGAUGCUUUUAUUUGUACUGUCUGAGGAGAACAUUAAUAAAAUAUUUAAGAAAAUUGAAGAACACCUUGCAUUCAGUCACCAUUUCAAGCCUGUUUUGCUGCACAGUACAGUACUCUGGUUGUGAGUUCUAGUGAGCAACAUUUCUGUAUAUUUUGACUUAGACUUGGAGAUUGGAAAAGAAAAAGAACAAAAUAAUGGAAGAAUGAUUGUGGACCAUCAUUGAACACAUCAGUGAAGGAGUUAAGUAAGUUAAUCAGAUGAAUCACAAAAAGAUAAGUGUGCAGAAAAAGUUCUUUCUUUUUACCUUAAAUAUCACAAGCUUACAUUUAAGUCUGAUUUAAAACAGUUAUGUCAAUUCGUAAAAACUUCAAUAUAUUUUUGCAUUGGAUUUUACUGAUGCUUGAGGUACAAAUGUAAUGACUCAAAAUAAAAAUGACAAAUAAACAGCUCUAAAUUAAAUAAAAAAUAUGUUUUUAGAAAAAAAACCUGCCUGAUCACAUCUUGAUUUCACAAACAUUAGAGAUGCUUCUCGGAAUGCUCAUGGUA